This is a messenger RNA of Epinephelus fuscoguttatus (brown-marbled grouper), 5264 nucleotides long. RefSeq names its product sodium channel protein type 4 subunit alpha B-like. The record is from RefSeq and is a predicted model, not a curated record. Gene Ontology annotation, molecular function: voltage-gated sodium channel activity. The transcript has 17 exons. The coding region runs from base 167 to 3196 and encodes 1009 amino acids. Gene Ontology annotation, biological process: neuronal action potential; membrane depolarization during action potential; sodium ion transmembrane transport. Gene Ontology annotation, cellular component: voltage-gated sodium channel complex; plasma membrane; axon. NCBI's taxonomy places the organism in Eukaryota, Metazoa, Chordata, Actinopteri, Perciformes, Serranidae.
UGUGUUGCCAUGGUUACAGGUGCCGUGGAACAUCUAUGACAGCAUUAUCGUCACAUUGAGUGUGUUGGAGCUCGGAUUAGCUGACGUUUCUGGCCUAGAACUGUUGCGAGUAUUCAGGCUGUCCAGGUGGUGGCCAUCCUUCCACCUGUUGUUAAAGAUCAUCUGGAUGUCACUGAGCGCUCUGAGGAACCUGACUCUUCUUCUGCUCAUCAUGGUCUUUUUCUUCACCGUGGUUGGCAUGCAACUGUUUGGGAGUGACUACAAAGACUAUGUCUGUCGCAUCUCAGCGGACUGUGAGCUUCCUCGCUGGCACAUGAACGAUUUCUUCCACUCCUUCCUUGCUAUCAUGAGGGUCCUGUAUGGAGAGUGGAUUGAGCUCAUGUGGGAUUGCAUGGAGGUCUCAGGUCCGGCCAUGUGUCUGAUCUUCUUCAUGAUGGUCAUGGUCAUCGGAAACCUCUUGGUCCUGAAUCUGUUCCUGACCUUGCUGAUGAGCUCCUUCAGCAGUGAGAGUCUGGCAGCUCCAGCAGUAAAAGAAUGCAACCACCUGCAGCCUGCUAUAAAUCAGAUCAAGAGGGCUGUGUGGACUCUGCUGGGAAAGAAGACCCAUAUGAACCCAGACCACAAAGCAAUCGACAGCAAGGACGACAAGAAGAAGGAUUACAUGGCCUUGACUGUUGUGACCUCGGAACAGCCGAUGUCAGAGGUCAGGGCCCUCAGCAGUGAUCACGACAACCCGACCAGCAAAGACCAUAACACCGACUCCCAGUGCGUCCUGGAAGCCAUAAAGACGUCUGAAGAUGAAGAUGAAAAAGAGAAAAAAAAACAUCCUGAAGUCCAGCAGCGCAAAGACGAUGAAGAUGAUAAAGGAAACCCACCUGACGACUGCUGUAGUGACAAGUGUUACCGUUGCUGUCCAUGCCUGGACAUAGACACAUCCCAGGGUGGAGGAAGGGUCUGGUCCAACUUCAGGAGAGCCUGUUGCUCCAUCAUUCAACACAAAUACUUCGAGUACUUUGUCAUGUUCAUCCUCCUGCUGAGCAGUGCAGCUAUGAUGUUUGAGGACAUUUACCUGCAUCAGCGUCCGGUCUUAAAGGAGAUCCUGUUGAGAGCAGACCAGGUGUUUACCCUGCUGUUCCUGAUAGAGAUGCUUCUCAAGAUCAUCGCCUUCGGACUCAAGAAAUACUUCACCGACGCCUGGUGCUGGCUCGACUUCCUCAUCUUAGACGUAUUUCUGGUUUCUCUGGCAGCCGACACAUUUGGAUUCUCUGAACUGGGAGCCAUCCAGUCUCUGAGGACCCUGAGGGCUCUGGGGCCCCUGAGGAUCCUGUCUCGCGCCAAGGGCCUGAGGCUGGUGGUGCAGACGAUGGUGCGGAGCUUCCCGUUCCUGUUUGACGUGUUGCUGGUCUCUCUGGUCGUCUGGUUGAUCUUCAGUGUUAGUGGAGUGGAACUGUUUGCUGGAAAGUUUUAUUACUGCUUCAAUGAGACAUCGGAGGAGAUUUUCACAGCAGACGCUAUCAACAAUCGUACCCAGUGUGUUGAACUGGUAAUGAUGAACUUUACCGAGGUCAGAUGGAAGAACGCGCGCUUAAACUUUGACAGCGUGGCAAAUGGUUACCUGGCGCUGCUGCACCUGGCGCUGUCAUCAGACUUUUAUGAUGUCAUGUACGCGGCUGUGGACUCCAGAUGGGUGGAAUCUCAGCCGGUCUAUGAGAAUUCGCCGUACAUGUACAUGUUCUUCAUCUUUUUCAUCAUCAUCAGUUCUUUCUUCACCUUAAACUUCUUCAUCAGAGCCAUCCUGGACAACCUGCAGAGAAGCAAGUCUGCAGGUAAACAUAUUUUCAUCACAGAGGAGCAGCAUAAAGAGUGCAUUGCUGUGAAGAAACGUCUGCGGACCCCUCCGAGAGCUGUUCCAAGACCUCAGAAUGCUUGCCAGGCUUGGCUCUUUGACCUGGUGACUAAACUACCAUUUAAUAUUUUCAUGGCGAUUGUGAUCUGCCUGAACGUGGUUCUCCUGAUGGUUGAGACAGACCAGAUGAGCAUGCAGGCGGAAAUCAUCCUGUACUGGUCCCACCUGGUCUUCAUCCUCAUCUUCCUCAUUGAGUUCAUUCUGAAGAUCAUUGCGCUCAGACAGCACUACUUCACCGACGGAUGGAAUGUGCUCGACUUCUUAGUGCUCAUCUUCACCAUCGUAGGCAUGUUCUUGGCUGAUUUACUUGAGAAAUACUUCAUCUCACCUUCUUUCGCAACUGUGCUCCGAUUGGGUCGUGUUGGACGUAUGCUCCCUCUCAUUCGCUUUAGCAGGGGUAUCCGGAAGCUGUUAUUAGCCUUCAUGAUGUCACUUCCUGCCUUCAUCAACAUUGGCCUCCUCCUCUUCAUUAUCAUGUUCACCUCCUCUCUCUUUGGCAUGUUUAACUUUGCCUACGUGAGGAGAGGGGCAGCGAUUGAUGACAUGACGAACUUUGAAACGUUUUGGAACAGCAUGAGUUGUUUGUUUGUGAUGACCACGACAGCGUCAUGGGGUGGUCUGCUGCUUCCAUUGAUGACCACGCCGCCAGACUGUGACCCCUACAUGGAGCACCCAGGAUCCACAGUCAAAGGGGACUGCUGCAACACAACAGUUGCCAUCAUCUUCUUCGUCAUCCACAUCACCCUGUCCUUUCUGCUGGUGGUCCACCUGUUUGUCGCUGUCGUCCUGGAGACCCUCAAGUCAGAGGCCGGUGAGCCACUGAGUGACGAUGAACUCCAGAUGUUUUAUGAAACCUGGAGAAAGUUUGACCCCGAAGCCUCGCAGUUCAUAUCCUACAGUAAGCUGUCAGAUUUCUGCGACUCUCUGAAGGAUCCUCUGAGGAUUCCAAAACCAAACUCCAUUAAACUAAUCCACAUGGAUCUGCCUCUUAUGCCUGGAGACAAAAUCCACUGUGUGGAUGUCCUUUUCGCACUCUCCACGCAGGUGUUAGGUUACUCUGGACAGGCGGACACUCUGAAAGCCAGAAUUGAGGAAGAGUUCGUAGACAACCCAUCCAAGGUGUCGCAUGAACCAAUCAGCAGCACCCUGCAGAGGAAACAGGAAGACGUGGCGGCAGCAGUGAUCCAGAGAGCGUACAGGAAACACAUUCUGCAGCACAGAGGUGCAGAGGAGCCGGCGGUGGAGUCUGUGAACGGGGGUGGUGGUGUUUCAGGUGGAGCCUUACAGUAAGUCUCUCCCCCACGCUGUUCUGACGUCCUGCCAGAUGAGAACCUGAGGCAGUCUAUCAUCAGUCUGGACCGCACCUGUGGACCGAGCUCUUAGGUCAGAGACAGCACAACUGGAGUUAAAGUUUGCUGCGGACAGCUUCGUUCUGUGCUCUACUUCUGUCUCUAAGAAAAGUUUUUAUUACUGCGUUGUUAAUUCCUGUGUGUCCUAACAGAGCUCAGUCUGUGCUGAGACAUCCCAGGUGAUGUUAAACUUCACAAUCAACUACUAAUCCAGGUUACUAUAACAUGUACACAACAUUUAUUAUUAAUAUAUCUCAAAAAUGUAUGAUUGUAGAUGCUUGGUCCAGGACCAGGUGAUAUCAGAAAAAAUUCUGACACUGAUCAGCAUCUCUGUUGAUCCCACAUUCUUUGUUUUCUGCCUUUUUGUUUCCACACUGCUUACUCACGUAAUUACACUCUGGAGGGAAGAAAGAUUACAGAUGUUUCUUAAAAAGAUGCAUUUAUACUUUUUCCAGUGUCAGGGAUUGACCUCCUCCUGAUGUUUGAUGUCACUAAAAACAACUCAGAGCUCUUAUUAUGAGCCAGAAUUAAAAAUAUUUCCAAGUAUUCAGUGAGACAGAAAGAUGCAUCUUUUACACCUGAACAAGAAAAACGUUUGUUUUAUUGUUUCAUUUGUUGGAAUCAGUCUGUUUUACAGCAGACUGAUUAAAAAACACACGUCAUUUGACAGUGCUAGUACCAUGAAAGGUUUCCUCACAACACCUGGACUUUAUUUUGAAAAUAACAAAACUUUACUCUUAAAAUAUUAUGACUUUAUUCUGGAAAUAUGAUGACUCCACUCUGAAAAUAUUUCCCCUUCAUACUGGAAAUAUUACAACUUUGCUCUGGAAAUAAGAUUUUAUUCUGAAAAUAUUACAACCUUAUUAUGGAGAUAUUAUGAAUUUAUUCAGAAUAUAUUAUGACGAUACUCUGGAGGAAUUGAAACUUUUAAGAUUUUUUUUAUUUUAAACUAACUGCACAAAAAAAGGAACAGUAGCAUUAAUUGUAACAUCAGCAUAUCAAACUAACAUCAUUAUUAAAGUAAUGUAAGCAUUAAAAAAAACAAACAAGCAUUUCUUUUGAAAGUGAUGUUGGCGGGAAGAAAACUAACAGUAAUUCAAUAAUAUAAGCAUUAAAAAUGGAAAUUAACAUUAAAAAUAAAAUGUUAGCACAGGUAUCGGCAACCUUAGCCUCAUUUCCACCAAACACUUUGGGUAUUGUACCUUUGGAACCAACAGUAACCCUUCAGACAUGGUACCUAGACCCUGGUGUUUCCUCCACAAACAGUACUCUUAAAUGUGGUUGUUGUCACUCACUGCUCCGUCCAGCACUCACUGUAUUUCCUCAUCACCGGUGACACAGAGUCUGCACCUCGUUUAUUGUCCACAGAACGAGGCUGCACGCCAGGCUUUGAAUGAAUGUAGGUAUUGCCCAUCUCCAGAAUGCAGGAAAUCACAUCUACCACAUCCAAAAUUUUCUGGGGGAGGACCGCCAGACCCCCACUAUACCACCAUUAUCUCUCUGUAUGGUAUUUGUAUGUAAGGUAUUAGGCCCUAUCCAUCUCCAGCAGGCGCCCCAGAAAUCCGUUAGGAUGCGGGGGAGGUUUUUUGAAAAGUUGACAGCCCUGCAGUUUACCAAUAAAACUCUCCACAGUAUGAACACUGAUAUAUGAUAUAUACCUGGAUUAAACACCUGAGUGGUUCCUUUCUUAUUAAAGUAGCUCCCAGUGAGGCCACCAGCAUAUUAAUUGUCUCUAGCUGAUUGAUUGAUUGAUUAUAGGUUAUUAACGUCAUGCUCUGACAAUGUUUAACACGUGAUUUAGCCAGAUAUCCUUGCACUACUGUCAGAGUAUCAUGCAGAAACCCUGUGUCCCCAAGUAAGAGAUGAACAACUGAGCACUUCUUUUAUAGUUUUUUAUUUGAUCUUUUUUACUGUAUCUUGUUGUAGCCACAGUGUUGGUAUAUCGAUGCUGUUUCUCUUUAUAUAUAACUUCACACAUUACACAAACUCAAUAAAUGGAGCUCAAAACA